AUCCAACGACCCUGUCAACGCCGUGAAGAAAAGGCAAUGAACCUUCCUCUUUCUCCCAUUCCACACUACAACAACACGCCUAAGCAAAACCCGAAUCAAAUUCACCUCUCUUGCAGAUCUUCCCUUGUUCUUUAAUCCUGUUUUGCGACACCGAUCGCUCUUGGAUUUCCUCUCUUCAGUUCUCAGAAGUUCGGGGGUGGGUUCGAAUUCGCAGACAAUCCACCAUGUUCAAUAAGCUUUUUGGUAAACCUAAGCAGGAGUCUACGGCUCUGGCGACGCUUGAUAAAUUAAACGAGACACUGGAAAUGCUGGAGAAGAAGGAGAAAGUACUUUUGAAAAAGGCGGCCACAGAGGUUGAGAAGGCCAAAGAUUAUACCAGAGCAAAAAACAAGCGGGCUGCUAUACAAUGUUUGAAGAGGAAGAGGCUAUAUGAACAGCAGAUAGAGCAGCUUGGCAACUUCCAAUUGCGGAUCCAUGAUCAGAUGAUAUUAUUAGAAGGUGCAAAAGCCACAACUGAGACUGUAGAUGCAUUGAGGACCGGGGCAGCUGCAAUGAAAGCAAUGCAGAAAGCAACGAAUAUCGAUGAUGUGGAUAAGACGAUGGACGAGAUCAAUGAACAAACUGAGAACAUGAAACAGAUCCAAGAAGCAUUAUCAAAUCCAAUUGGUGCCUCAGCUGAUUUUGAUGAGGAUGAACUGGAAGCAGAGCUUGAAGAGCUAGAAGGUGCUGAGUUGGAGGAGCAACUUCUUCAACCUGCAACAACUGCUCCUGCUGCCCCAAUUCCUGUCCCAGCGGGCAAACAACCUGCUCGACCUGCUCCACAGAAACGAACUGCUGAAGAAGAUGAGCUGGCAGCUCUGCAGGCUGAGAUGGCACUUUGAGUUGAUAUCCUUCAUGGUUUUCAAGCAGGUCGCAUUGCCUGAUGAAUAUUGGAAGCGAGAGGCUAUGUGAAGAAUUGGCCUGAGGUUGUAACAAAGAUUUGAACAUUUUUUGCUAAGUUCAGCGAAACCUGAUGAACAGGUUUCUUUGUGAUAAUACCAGAUAAUAAUCCGAAUUCAAUCUUAGGUCCUGUAUACCAUGUAAAUUAAUAUACCACUACUAUGGUUUCGCGUUGGCCUAAUAUGGAGUUAAUUUGUAAGUGCCUCAAUUACUCAAAUGCAAUGUGUCAAGUUUGAGUUGGUUA
Messenger RNA from Momordica charantia (bitter melon), 1183 nucleotides. Its product is annotated as vacuolar protein sorting-associated protein 32 homolog 2. Gene Ontology annotation, cellular component: multivesicular body; cytoplasmic side of plasma membrane; ESCRT III complex. Gene Ontology annotation, biological process: late endosome to vacuole transport via multivesicular body sorting pathway; vesicle budding from membrane. The record is from RefSeq and is a predicted model, not a curated record. Lineage: Eukaryota; Viridiplantae; Streptophyta; Magnoliopsida; Cucurbitales; Cucurbitaceae.